UUUCCGAAACAAGAAUGUCACAUGCGCUUUUACUUAUUUCUGACAGAGCUUAUUUCGCAGGUAGUAUCGAUCAAAUACUCCUGCACGUCGCGGGGACACGCACGAGGCACUCAAAGCGAGGCGGCGAGGCUCAGUUGAGUAUUUGCGACAACGGGACGGACAACUGUCGGGGAAAAAGUUAUUAAGUAUUCUCCCAUCGGAAUUAUGUCAGAGCGACAAACGGAUUCGUAUGACUCGAGACCGAUAACGUCGAAGAGAACGGAGAGGCCGCCGUUCAAGCUGUGUUUCUCGAGAGACCAGCAGAUCGGAAAAUCCAACGUUUGCAUAUCAAAGACAAACGCGGAGUUCAUUACGCCGAAAUUCUACUCGAGGGAACUCGAGGACGCGCGCAAUGCGGACGUAAGCGAUACGCUCGAGAGACUCGCCAAGGAACAAGAUAGGAACCCGAGGAGCCUGUACCAGUCGCCGUUAUUGACCAGCCACACUUACGGCUGGUGGCAUGACAGGGGGAUACACCCGAAGGAUACGCGGUUCAACUUUCAUAAGAGAACGUCGGACCUCGUGAGCUUCCAGAUGAAAAUUUACGCCGAGGAUCGAAAGUUGAAAGGCCUUAAACAAUAAACAACGAUAGAAAUUUCACUUUGGCUGUUUUAUUUUAUUAUCAGGUAUUCGCUAUUGACGUAAUUCAAUGGCCAUCAUGAAUAAAUGUAUAUUUCGAUUGGGAUCAUU
Molecule: messenger RNA, 729 nt
Organism: Pogonomyrmex barbatus (red harvester ant)
Lineage: Eukaryota; Metazoa; Arthropoda; Insecta; Hymenoptera; Formicidae
Source: RefSeq, a predicted model, not a curated record